AUGCCGAUCGAGAUCGUGUGCAAAAUCAAAUUUUCGGAGGAAGGGGAGGAGGAUGCGAAGGCGAAGGCGAAGGAGGAGGGGGACGAGCAGAGCGUGUUGCUGAGAGGGUCCGGGCCCGGUCCCGGGCCGGCCCCCCGAGACCUGGCCACCUUCGCCCGGUCCAGCUCGCUGCACGGGCUGGGCCGCGUCUGGGGUCGCGGUCCCCGGGGGCUGCGCCGGGCCCUCUGGGCCUUGGCCCUGCUGGCCUCGCUGGCCGCCUGCCUCUACCAGGCGGCAGGCUCGGCCCGGGCCUACCUGUCCCGGCCUCACCUGGCCUCCUUGGCCGCGGCCCCCGCGGCCCCGGGCUUCCCCGCUGUCACCCUCUGCAACAUCAACCGGUUCCGCCACUCGGCCCUGAGCGACGCGGACAUCUUCCACCUGGCCAACCUGACCGGCCUGCCCCCGAAGGACCGCGACGGACACCGGGCCGCGGGCCUGCGCUACCCCGAGCCGGACAUGGUGGACAUCCUCAACCGCACCGGGCAUCAGCUGGCGGACAUGCUCAAGAGCUGCAACUUCAGUGGCCACCGCUGUUCCACCAGUAACUUCUCCGUGGUGUACACGCGCUACGGGAAGUGCUACACGUUCAACGCCGGCCCUCACAGUCCGAGGCCCGGCCGGGCCGGAGGGAUGGGCAGCGGCCUGGAGAUCAUGCUGGACGUCCAACAGGAGGAAUAUCUUCCCAUCUGGAGAGAGACCAACGAGACGUCGUUCGAGGCCGGGAUCCGCGUGCAGAUUCACAGCCAGGAAGAGCCCCCCUACAUUCACCAGCUUGGCUUCGGGGUGUCCCCCGGCUUCCAGACCUUCGUGUCCUGCCAGGAGCAGCGGCUGACGUACCUCCCGCGGCCUUGGGGUAACUGCCGGACGGAGUCGGGGUCCGGGGAGCCAGACCUGCAGGGCUACGCGGCCUACAGCGUGUCCGCCUGCAGGCUGCGGUGCGAGAAGGAGGCCGUACUCCGGCGAUGCCACUGCCGCAUGGUUCACAUGCCAGGCAACGAGACCAUCUGCUCGCCCAACAUUUACAUCGAGUGCGCCGAUCACACCGUGGACUCCCUGGGGGGGGAGUCCGAAGGGCGCUGCGCCUGUCCCACCCCCUGCAAUCUGACUCGCUACGGGAAGGAGAUCUCCAUGGUUCGCAUCCCCAACCGAGGGUCUGCCCGCUACCUGGCCCGGAAAUACAACCUCAACGAGACCUACAUCAGGGAGAACUUCCUGGUCCUGGACGUGUUUUUCGAGGCGUUGACUUCAGAGGUCUUGGAGCAGAGAGCCGCCUACAGCCUGUCAGCCCUCCUGGGUGACAUUGGCGGGCAGAUGGGACUGUUCAUUGGGGCGAGCAUCCUCACGCUCCUGGAGAUUCUGGACUACGUCUACGAGGUGGCCUGGGCCUGGCUGAAGCGGCUGUGGCGGCGCCCCAAGCCCCCACUGAGGACCCCCAGAGCGGGCAUCGCCACCCUGGGCCUGCAAGAGCCGAAGGAGCAGAGCCCGUGCCCAGGACGGGGUUGCCCCCAGAACAGGGGUGCCAGCGGCCUGCUCCCCAAUCACCAUCACGGCCCCCCGGGGAGCCUCUUCCAGGACUUCGCCUGCUAGGACGGCAACGGGCCACCCCUGUGGGCCUCGGGGACUCCCGGCGAGGGGGUCCCCCCAUCAACCUCCCCCUUUCCGACCGUUUUCUCCCUCCCUGGAGGAGCCCGGCCCAGGAUGUGGGGGUCCCGGGGAGGGAUGGGA
Messenger RNA from Tachyglossus aculeatus (Australian echidna), 1764 nucleotides. RefSeq names its product acid sensing ion channel subunit family member 4 (gene ASIC4). Gene Ontology annotation, molecular function: ligand-gated sodium channel activity. The record is from RefSeq and is a predicted model, not a curated record. Gene Ontology annotation, biological process: sodium ion transmembrane transport. Lineage: Eukaryota; Metazoa; Chordata; Mammalia; Monotremata; Tachyglossidae. Gene Ontology annotation, cellular component: membrane.